Molecule: messenger RNA, 234 nt
Organism: Coccomyxa subellipsoidea C-169
Lineage: Eukaryota; Viridiplantae; Chlorophyta; Trebouxiophyceae; Coccomyxaceae
Exons: 2
Coding region: 1-234 (77 amino acids)
Source: RefSeq, a predicted model, not a curated record
AUGUGGUGGAACGCAUCACUCACCCUGCACACAGCUCUCGGGAGGACCGUUGGAGACUGCCGGGGUCCCCCCAGUCCCCGCACUGUCAGGGGGCAUUCCCGGCAAGCAGCCGCGCCGUCCGACGGCGACUCUGCGCCAGCUGCCACGCUAUUUCCCGCCAAAGCGGCGGGGAAUAAAAAUAAAAGUGUCAACUGGCGGCGGCCGUCUCCGGGCCGCCGCGCCGUCUCAGGGUAA